AUGCUGAAGCAGAUACACUUGAACAUCCCUUUGGUGGACAUGAUCCGUGAGGUCCCAAAAUAUGUAAAAUAUAUUAAGGAUAUAGUGGCAAAUAAGAGGAGGUUAACUGAAUUUGAGACCGGCGCACUUACUGAGGAGUGCACUUCCAGGAUUCAAAAUAAGCUUCCAGAAAAGCUUAAGGAUCCGGGUAGUUUUACCAUCCCCGUGAGGAUUGGUGAAAUUGAUGUGGGUAGAGCCUUGUGUAAUUUGGGUGCAAGUAUCAAUCUGAUGCCAUUGUCAGUGUUCAAACAAUUGGGAUUAGGAGCUCCGAAACCCACCACGGUAUUGCUACAGUUAGCUGACAGAUCUUAUAUCUAUCCUGAGGGGGUAAUUGAGGACGUCUUGCUGCAGAUUGGAAAGUUUAUUUUCCCUGCAGAUUUUAUCAUCCUGGAAUACGAGGCUGAUGAGUUAGUUCCUAUCAUCUUGGGACGGUCUCUUUUGGCCACUGGAGAUGCCAUUAUCAAAGUUCGAGAAGGUAAGAUGAUUCUGAGGGUGGACAAUGAAGAAGCGGUCUUCAAUGUAUAUCGAGCCAUUCAGUUGCCUCGUCAUUACGAGGACCUGUCCAUGAUUUCUGUGGUGAAGAUUAAUGAACCAGUUGUUGAGCCAAGUGCAUUUAAAGAGGAUGCACUAGAAAAGGCAUUGAUGUUGUUCAAUCACUUGGAACUGGAAGAAGAGGUUGCGGAGAUGUUGCAAAUUUUGGAUGCAUCUUGUGAAUACAUAAGAGAAAGAUCCCA
Molecule: messenger RNA, 773 nt
Organism: Nicotiana tabacum (common tobacco)
Lineage: Eukaryota; Viridiplantae; Streptophyta; Magnoliopsida; Solanales; Solanaceae
Source: RefSeq, a predicted model, not a curated record